Messenger RNA from Anoplophora glabripennis (Asian longhorned beetle), 538 nucleotides. RefSeq lists its product as uncharacterized. The coding region runs from base 59 to 295 and encodes 78 amino acids. NCBI's taxonomy places the organism in Eukaryota, Metazoa, Arthropoda, Insecta, Coleoptera, Cerambycidae. The record is from RefSeq and is a predicted model, not a curated record. The transcript is spliced from 4 exons.
CUCUUUCAUCCAGUGUCUUGUGACUUAGUUCUCGUGGAUUACCAUUCCGAUACGUAAAAUGGCCUCCGUGAAAAUUUUCGCUGUAUUGUUAGCCUUCGUCCUGGUUUUGGCAGCAGCUGCACCUACUCCGGGAUAUUUGGGAGGUGGACACGAUCAUUUUGUCAUCCAUGCGCCCUACCACGUCCACACAGUCCACCAUCACCACAUCAAGAAGGUGCACGUGCCAGUUCCGGUAGUCAAGAAGGUUAUUAUUCACGAAGAUGUCCAUCAUCUUGGUCACGGGGGUUGGUGGUAAAUCCAACACGAAUAGAACUCCAUGUACCUGUUAAAUAGUCACUAUUAUUAGUUGCCUACCUGUGUCAACAAUAGAGGCAGGCAAAUUAAGGAAAGUGCAAAACGGCCUUCGCUGUUUUGUAGUUCCACCACCAUGACAUCUUACCAAUGUUCAAGAUAGGAAUACCAGUCAAAUUCUUGGUCUGUUUGUCUGUAACUAGUUAUCCAAUACUUUGACUUUGUAUUUAAAAUUGUUAUUUUUAUU